UUCGCCGUGCGGAUUAACGGGUGGUUUCCAAACUGGUCGCAGGAAUUAGGCGUUUGUCCUUGUGUCGCCAGUGGCGUGGGCUGGCUGAAGCCGGUAGUUGAUGUGCUGAGGGCGGCUGUCUGUAGUGGGAGUGUUCGAGCAUCCGCUUGGAGUUGAAGUUGGAGCUUGCUGUUGAAGAUGGCAGACCCAGAUGUCCUCACCGAGGUUCCAGCAGCAUUGAAGCGGUUAGCCAAGUAUGUAAUCCGGGGUUUUUACGGCAUUGAGCACGUGUUGGCCUUGGACAUCUUGAUCCGAAACCCCUGUGUAAAGGAAGAGGACAUGCUGGAGCUGCUCAAGUUUGAUCGGAAGCAACUUCGAUCUGUUUUGAAUAACUUAAAGGGAGACAAGUUCAUCAAAUGCAGAAUGAGGGUAGAGACUGCUGCAGAUGGGAAAACCACACGCCAUAACUACUACUUCAUCAAUUAUCGCACUCUUGUUAAUGUUGUAAAAUACAAACUGGACCACAUGAGAAGGAGGAUUGAAACAGAUGAGAGAAAUUCCACCAAUCGGGCUUCCUUCAAAUGUCCUGUCUGUUGCAGUACUUUCACUGACCUAGAAGCUAAUCAGCUGUUUGACCCUAUGACAGGAACUUUCCGCUGCACCUUUUGCCACACAGAGGUAGAAGAAGAUGAGUCAGCAAUGCCCAAAAAAGAUGCUCGCACACUGUUGGCAAGAUUUAAUGAACAAAUUGAGCCCAUUUAUGCAUUGCUUCGAGAGACAGAGGAUGUAAACUUGGCCUAUGAGAUACUUGAACCUGAACCCACAGAAAUCCCAGCCCUGAAGCAGAGCAAGGACCGAGCAGCAACUACUACUGGAGCUGCUGGUCUGGCAGGUGGGCACCACCGGGAAGCAUGGACCAGCAAAGGCCCCUCUUAUGAGGACUUGUAUACCCAGAAUGUUGUCAUUAAUAUGGAUGACCAAGAUGGUGUUCAUCGCACCUCACUGGAGGGGAAAUCUGCCAAAGAGAGGCCCAUUUGGUUGAGAGAGAGCACUGUCCAAGGGGCAUAUGGUUCUGAGGAGAUGAAGGAAGGUGGCAUCGAUAUGGACACAUUUCAGGGGCGUGAGGAAGCUCGUGCAGGGCCUGAUGACAAUGAGGAGGUCAUGCGAGCUCUACUCAUUCAUGAGAAAAAGACUUCUUCUGCCACAGCUGGCUCAGUGGGAGCAGCCGCUCCAGUGUCUGCUGCCAAUGGCAGUGACUCGGAGAGUGAGACCAGUGAGUCGGAUGAUGACUCCCCACCCCGGCCAGCAGCUGUGGCUACCCAUCACCGGGAUGAGGAUGAGGAAGAUGAUGAGUUUGAGGAAGUAGCAGAUGACCCCAUUGUUAUGGUGGCCGGCAGUCCAUUCUCCUAUAGUGAAGUUAGCCAACGGCCAGAGUUGGUAGCCCAGAUGACACCAGAGGAGAAGGAAGCAUACAUAGCCAUGGGUCAACGCAUGUUUGAGGACCUCUUUGAGUGAGCUUUCCCUGCUCUCUCCUCCUGUUAGCUCAUUUCAGAGAGAACUUCCCACCAAGUGCUAAAGUGGCUCCUGCCCCCUUGAUGUCAAGCACCUACUAAUCUAGUACAAAAGCAUAAUAGGAGAGAAAGUUUGAUUUUUUUUUUUUUUAAUGUCAGAAACUUCCAAGAAAGGUAGGUGGGCUAUAAGUAUUCCCUCUCCUCUUAUUACUAAAGUAUUAAUAUUUUUCUGUAAUUCCUUACCUAUUUUUUUCCUUCAUUUUUAAGACAUGUUUUUCUCACUCGGAUUAAAAUGCUCCUGUCUAAAUUAGGAUAAACUUAUCCUAUUACAACUGUUUUCUGGUCAGGCAUUUGAAACAAUUCCUUGAAGUCCUGCCAACCAAAGUAGCUUACCAAGAAGCAGAUCACUGGUUAGGGGAGCCCCAAACACUUCAUCUUUCCUCCAAAUUGAGUUUGGGAUCACCCUAUAAAAGGAGUGAGAGAGUACAGAAGAGAGAGAGAGAAAUUAGAGGAGAGCAUGCACGUAUGUCCAGGGUUACAGAGAUAGAGCAGGCUAGGCAUACCUUCAUGAAGAAAUCAGGAAAGUGUGCACAAGGGUAAGGAAUCUGUCCACAACUGAAGAACUGAGAGUGGGGACAGUGCUUUAGAACUGCCCCAGUGUGAUUUGGAAAUCUAUGUAAAGCCGAGCCUGGUCCCACUUCCCUCCUGCUCUACAGGCCUUUUGCCAGUGCUCUUAAUUAAGGAGCUGUUCGAGUAGAAAGCAGUAGAGGAUUGUUGGCUACUCCACUCUUCCUCGAUAGCUUCUAAACAUCAAGGCCUCUGUCUCUCCUGUGAGUCUUGUCAGACUUUGUAUUCUAGCCUCUCCACUGUGUUGUUGAGCAUUGUAACCUCAAGGCACACAGUUAUGUGUCAUGGUGUUAUUCCUGCAGGCAGAACUUUCAAAAUAAAGGACUUUCAUAUAAGGUCUACAACCAUUACAUUAUAUUUUAUAGUGGUUUCCCUUGCAUUGUGACUUUUAAUUAUCAUUUCUAGUGUAUGUGAAUUGAAGAGCGUUUGAGUAUCUGAGCCUUGUAUAAAGUGAUUAUUCAUUUACCUGGUUGUUGGAUGACUGAAUAUUGAUGGUUUACUUAUUAUUGUUUAAAAUUUGAAUUUCUGGUUCUAACAUCUUGGAGUAUAACUAAAAUGAACACUCUUCCCAUUUAAAGAUGUUAGAGAUGUCUCACUAGCCAUAUAUCAUAGGUGCAAUUGGAUGCAAGCUAAAUUCUGUUUUGUUUUGUUUUUGGCAUUGAAUUGCCUUAAAAUACCUUUUAUGUAUUUAUCUUAAAUACAUGAACUGUUCAACUUUUAAAUUUUGUUUUUUUAAACUUUUAUGGUUCUAGAAAGAUGUUGAUGUUUAAACUAUGUUCUUUGUUGCAUUUUAUGUGAUUAUGUGUAUGAGUGUGUUUUCUAUUGUGGAAAAAUAUAUUAAUAAAGGCACUCAUUAAAGCAGUGUUUGAAUUAGACCAGA
Messenger RNA from Cricetulus griseus (Chinese hamster), 2997 nucleotides. NCBI's taxonomy places the organism in Eukaryota, Metazoa, Chordata, Mammalia, Rodentia, Cricetidae. The record is from RefSeq and is a predicted model, not a curated record.